This is a messenger RNA of Paramormyrops kingsleyae, 5207 nucleotides long. NCBI's taxonomy places the organism in Eukaryota, Metazoa, Chordata, Actinopteri, Osteoglossiformes, Mormyridae. The record is from RefSeq and is a predicted model, not a curated record.
UUCAACUUCUCCACAUUAACUUCACUCCAAAAAAGCACCUUCACUGAUCUUCUAAAGAAGGCAGUGGAUGAAGCUUUACAGAGUAAGACUGGACACUUAGAUCUCUACCUCCGCUUCCUGCUUGGUCUGUCAAUGGAUUCUUGUCAGACUCUUUUACAGGGCAUUCUGUCACAAUCAGAAAUUAGAUCCCAUGACACACAAACAACGGCCAGCUACAUCAAGGAGAAGAUUAGGGAGAAUCUCUCCUCAGAAAGGACAAUAAAUCUGUUUCACUGUCUGAAUGAACUAAAUGACACCUCUAUAGUGGAGGAAGUCCAAAAUUACCUGAGGUCAGGAAGACUUUCGACAGAAAGCCUCUCACCUGCACAGUGGUCAGCUCUGGUCUUUGUGCUGCUGACUUCAGAAGGGGAGCUGGAUGUGUUUGACCUGAAAAAAUACAUCAGAUCAGAUGAAGGUCUUCUGAGGCUGCUGCCUGUGGUCAAGGCAUCCAGAACAGCACUGUUGAACAGCUGUAACCUCACUGAGAACAGCUGUAAAAUCUUGUCUUCAGCUGUCAGCUCAAAUUCAUCAUGUCUGAGGGAGCUGGAUCUGAGUCACAAUGACCUUAUGGAUUCAGGGGUUAACCUGCUCUCUGCUGGGCUGGUGAAUCCACAAUGUAAUAUCAGGUUACUCAGGCUGUCAGGCUGUAGAGUCACAGAUACAGGUUGUGCUUCUCUGGCCUCAGCUCUGAGAUCAAACCCCUCACACCUGAGAGAGCUGGAUCUGAGCAACAAUAACACAGGAGACUCAGGAGUGAGACAGAUCUCUACUUUACUGAAGGAUCCUACAUGUCAACUGGAGAGACUCAGGUUGUCAGGCUGUAGAGUCACAGAUAAAGGCUGUGCUUUUCUGGCUUCAGCUCUGUGGUCAAACUCCUCACACCUGAGAGAGCUGGUUCUGAGCUACAAUAACACAGGAGACUCAACAGUGAUUCAGCUCUGUGGUGUACUGAAGGAUCCUAAAUGUCAGCUGCAGAAACUCAGGUUGUCACACUGUAACAUCACAGAUACAGGCUGUGCUUCUCUGGCUUCAGCACUGAGUUUAAACCCCUCACACCUGAGAGAGCUGGAUCUGAGCAAGAAUAACACAGGAGACUCAGGAGUGAUACAGCUCUCUGCUGUACUGGAGGAUCCUGAAUGUCAGCUGCAGAUACUCAGUUUCUCAGACUGUGGAGUCACAGAUACAGGCUGUGAUUCUCUGGCUUUAGCUCUGAGGUCAAACCCCUCACACCUGACAGAGCUGGAUCUGAGCGACAAUAACACAGGAGACUCAGGAGUGAUACAGCUCUCUGCUGUCCUGGAGGAUCCUAAAUGUCAGCUGCAGAAACUCAGGUUGUCAGACUGUGGAGUCACAGAUACAGGCUGUGCUUCUCUGGCUUCAGCUCUGAGGUCAAACCCCUCACACCUGAGAGAGCUGGAUCUGAGCGGUAAUGACACAGGAGACUCAGGAGUGAUACAGCUCUCUGCUGUACUGAAGGAUCCUAAAUGUCAGCUGCAGAUACUCAGGUUGUCAGGUUGUAGAGUCACAGAUACAGGCUGUGCUUCCCUGGCUUCAGCUCUGAGGUCAAACCCCUCAUACCUGAGAGAGCUGGAUCUGAGCCGCAAUAACACAGGAGAAUCAGGAGUGAUACAGCUCUCCGCUGUACUGAAGGAUCCUAAAUGUCAGCUGCAGAUACUCAGGUUGUCAUUUUGUAGAUUCACAGAUACAGGCUGUGCUUCUCUGGCUUCAGCACUGACGUCAAACCCCUCACACCUGAGAGAGCUGGAUCUGAGUGAUAAUGACACAGGAGACUCAGGAGUGAUACAUCUCUCUGCUAUACUGAAGGAUCCUAAAUGUCAGUUGCAGAAACUCAGGUUGUCAGGCUGUAGAGUCACAGAUACAGGCUGUGCUUCUCUGGCUUCAGCUCUGAGGUCAAACCCUUCACACCUGAGAGAGCUGGACCUGAGCUACAAUAACACAGGAGACUCAACAGUGAUUCAGCUCUGUGAUGUACUGAAGGAUCCUAAAUGUCAACUGCAGAAACUCAGGUUGUCAGACUGUGGUGUCACAGAUACAGGCUGUGCUUCUCUGGCUUCAGCUCUGAGGUCAAACCCCUCACACCUGAGAGAGCUGAUUCUGAGCCAAAAUAACACAGGAGACUCAGGAGUGAUACAGCUCUCCGCUGUACUGGAGGAUCCUAAAUGUCAGCUGCAGAAACUCAGGCUGUCAGGCUGUAGAGUCACAGAUACAGGCUGUGCUUCCCUGGCUUCAUCCCUGAGGUCAAACCCCUCACACCUGAGAGAGCUGGAUCUGAGUGACAAUAACACAGGAGACUUAGGAGUGAUACAGCUCUCUGCUGUACUGGAGGAUCCAAAAUGUCAGCUGCUGAUACUCAGGCUGUCAGGCUGUAGAGUCACAGAUACAGGCUGUGCUUCUCUGGCUUCAGCUCUGUGGUCAAACCCCUCACACCUGAGAGAGCUGGAUCUGAGCAACAAUAACACAGGAGACUCAGGAGUGAUACAGCUCUCUGCUGUACUGGAGGAUCCAAAAUGUCAGCUGCAGAAACUCAGGCUGUCAGGCUGUAGAGUCACAGAUAUAGGCUGUGCUAUUCUGGCUCCAGCUCUGUGGUCAAACCCCUCACACCUGAGAGAGCUGGAUCUGAGUGGCAAUAACACAGGAGACUCAGGAGUGAUACAGCUCUCUGCUGUACUGGAGGAUCCUAAAUGUCAGCUGCAGACACUCAGGCUGUCAGGCUGUAGAGUCACAGAUACAGGCUGUGCUUUUCUGACUCCAGCUCUGAGGUCAAACCCCUCACACCUGAGAGAGCUGGAUCUGAGUGACAAUAACACAGGAGACUCAGGAGUGAUAGAGCUCUCUGAUGUACUGGAAGAUCCUAAAUGUCAGCUGGAGAAACUCAGGUUGUCAGACUGUAGAGUCACAGAUACAGGCUGUGCUUCUCUGGCUUCAGCUCUGAGGUCAAACCCCUCACACCUGAGAGAGCUGGAUCUGAGCUACAAUAACACAGGAGACUCAGGAGUGAUACAGCUCUCUGCUGUACUGGAGGAUCCUAAAUGUCAGCUGCAGACACUCAGAUUAGUAGAUGUCUGGCUGUAGAGUCACAGAUACAGGCUGUGCUUCUCUGGCUUCAGCUCUGAGGUCAAACCCCUCACACCUGAGAGAGCUGGAUCUGAGUGACAAUAACACAGGAGACUCAGGAGUGAUACAGCUCUCUGCUGUACUGGAGGAUCCUAAAUGUCAGCUGCAGAUAAUCACAUGAUAAUCUUGCAAUCAAUGUGUAUGCAAAGAGACAUACUGUCAUGACCUGCUCUGUCCAUCCCCCAGUAUGACCAGCAUAAAUAUAUUAACCAAAUAUAUUAACCAAAGUAGGGGAGACCAGAGGCACUGCAAACAGUGAGUGCAGUGUGUAAGCUCCGGCAGAUAUGGCUAUGGCAGCAUAAGUAGGAGGGAGAGGCAGGUGGGAAUGCAGGCAUGGUGAGUCCCUGAACGUCAGCACUCCAAACAUAUAAUGGGGUGUGAAGCUAGAGUGACAGCACUUACAGUUCAGUUCAUCGCAAGCCAAUGGCACCGAUCCCCACCAGCUCUACACCUCACACUGUAUGCUUAGUUAGGGGUGAGUAGCUAGCUGGAGCUAGAACUAGAGUCCCUGCAUGUUUGAGUAAACAAUUGUGUUUUUAGUCUAGACUUGUAUGAGAACGCUCUGCGGCCUGCCAUCGUUCUUUCUCCUCUAGUUACUGAUAGCUAUCCUUCUCCUUGAGAUCAAAGCAGGCAAGGAGAAUUGUAUCAGCUGGUCUCUGUUAGAUCUCUAAGAUAUUCUGGUGCAAAGCCUCUGUGUUUAUCAUAAGGAAAUCUUUAGGUGUCCUGCACAGGUCUUCUAACCCUGAGAGCUGGAAUUCAUCAUCUGGUAUGACAGAUACAUAACUGCCCACAUAGCAACUGAUUCUGGGCUAGAUCUGCCUGCAUCUCCUUAAAUCUGGAUGCCAGUGACAUUGGGGCAGGAGAGUCUGCACCAUAAUCUGUCCAGAGUUCUAAACGAUUACAGCUGGUCUGUAUGCACUCUGCAGAUCCGGCGCGCAUUCGCCUGACCGUAUAUGUAUGAUCACUCACUUACCAUUGAUCCGUUGUGCAAAAAGAUACUGGACCAGAUCUAGUUUACGGAUCUGCGGCAAUUUCUGAACAACAUUUGGCCCAGAUCCGUGUUCAGACUCACCUUGCUAUGUGGGUGUGUGUUGGUGCUGGGUGAUAAUUUGGUAAUUUAAUCAAUCUCAGUCACCAGAUCCCAUCAGUUUAACUAAAGUAAUUGAUCUGAAGAACUAGAGAAAUCCAGUUGCAGGCUUUGGUAGUUCCUGGGAUAAUGUGCUGGCUUCUGUCUUAUCUGAAUGAUCACAAGAAAAUUGAUUGAAUAAAAAAUACAUUUAUUUGCAUAAACUUCAAAGCUACAGCAAACAAUUUGAUAUGCACAACAUGUGAUGUUACUAUUAAUAUCGCACAUCGUCCAGCCCUAUAAUAUACUACAGCCAUUUUCCAAUUCAGUACAAAAUACCCUGCCUCACCUUAUGUCAUUCAGCACCAGUAACAGUUUUUAUGCCAGUGGAAAAACAACACCUUGAAGUACUCUUUUGAUAUGGUUGUGCAAUUGUGCUAUGUACAGACGCUCCUCUAACUGCGAAUUUUCAACUUACGAACUUUCAGACAUACGAAUGAAGAGGAUUUUAAGUCCAAAUUGUGCAAUUUUGAAGAGUUACAGGUAUACUGUAAAUUAAAGAACUGGCUUUUAAAUACAGCAAAAUUAUUCUUGUGGAAAUAUAACAGUAAGUUUGACUUACCAAUAUUCUACCAGCCACUUUUGAUUACAAGCCAAAUUCAUGCUAACAAAUUCAUCUAAAUGAAGCAAGGCUCUUCAUAAAGCACUUUGGGUAUCGAAAAGCUCUGUCUAAAUGUAAUGCUCAUCCAUUCAUUCAAAGACAAUUCAUAUGCAGUUUUAUACUUGAGUUAGGGAUUCAAAUCCUGCCUGUCCUGCACAUAUACCUACCCAGACAUGGGUGCUGGUUCUCAUCCCAGGAUGUUGUUGCUUUACAUGGAUGUUACAGCUGUGUGUGGCAUCCAAACCUGUUUUUAAUUCCAUUGUAAUUAGUUCAUACGGGUAACAUGCAAUAAAGACAUAUAAAGAC